GCUCCUCGGCCUGCUGCACAGGGUGGGAGCCCCGGGUGAAUGGGACGAGCCCACAGUCACCGCCAGCGCUUGAAUGAACAGCACUGACAUUGCAUUGCACCUGACCGCUCGGUUUUCCGACUAAGUCAAACCCAGCAGCCCUCAAGUUUCUUGUCACUCACUUAGCCAUGCUAGGUCCUACAUGGAUCUCUAUUUGGCCACCUGCACUGUGCUAGGAAUCCGGGAAAAUUGAAUGAAUAUCGUGUCCAUCGCCUUUUGGAAGAGAGAGAGCCAGAUACUUGUGGUGUUUAAUCAAAACAGAAAAUGCUGGUCAGGAAGCAUCUAUGGAAAGACAAACUGUCAACGUUUUGGUUUUGAGAUCCUGGCGGACUCGCUCCUCUCCGGAAUUACUAAUCCACCUGGCCUCAUACCUUCCCUUUAACCAUCACUCUGUUUUUCUUUCUAUGAAUUCUGCCUGGCCUGCUGAGUGUUUGCAGUAUUUUAUGUUUUUGUUUCAGAUUACCAGCAUCUGCGGUUUUAAAUUUUUUUUUAAACUUGGAAACAUUUUUCCCAAGUUAUAUGUUUCAGAUUUCCCAAAAUGCUGAGCAGUCGGAUGUUGAAAGCAGUAAAGAUGUUUGCAUUGUCACCCAGUGGAGCAUGUGUGACGAAACGAUGCUCAUGGGAACGAGCACAGGCAUUAUCCUCUUCGGUUGCGCACGGAAUCAUUCGAAAAGACAGAUGGACAAACAACAACAGAUACUUGCCCACUUUUCCUGUGAGUGAGGGUAUUGGAAUGUAUGGAAGUUCCUUAGUUUGUCACACAAGGAUGCUGUCAUUGGCCUCGUGCUUGUCUGCUACAGCAGUUUCAGCUCCUCGCCCUGGCUGGUAUGAGAGUUUUUCUGAUUCGGUGCCUGUUCACUUGAUGGAGGACCUAUUGACUAAUAUGCAGCAGACCACAGGACUGCCAUGGUGGACAACUAUAAUUUGUACAACAGUGGUGUUACGAGCAACUGUGACACUUCCACUUGCUGUUUACCAGACAUACAUUAUUGCCAAGGUCGAAAAUCUACAGCCAGAAAUUGCAGAGCUAGCCAAGCGAUUACGUUAUGAAGUUUCCGUGCGUGCAAAGCAAGUUGGGUGGUCUGAAAGUGUAGCUCGUUUCCAUUUUAGGAAAAAUUUGAAAAGGAUCAUCUCGGAGCUGUAUGUGCGUGACAAUUGUCAUCCUUUCAAAGCCAGUCUUCUCGUCUGGGUCCAGCUGCCGCUCUGGAUAUUCAUCUCCUUUGCUUUGCGAAACCUGAGUCUAGCAGCAUCUGAUCCUUCAGCAGUAUCAGCUGCCCAGGACCUAUCUGUGGGUGGUGUACUCUGGUUUCCUGAUCUGACUUUGCCUGAUUCUACCUGGAUAAUGCCCAUAUCCUUGGGGCUCAUUAACCUUUUAAUUGUUGAGAUUUUUGCUCUCCGGACAAUUGAGUUGUCAAAAUUUCAGAAAUACGUCACAUACGUGAUCCGUGGAUUUUCAGUGCUCAUGGUCCCAAUUGCUGCAACAGUGCCCUCGUCAAUGGCUCUCUAUUGGCUGACAUCCAGCUGUGUGGGUCUUGGACAGAAUUUGCUGCUGCGUGCUCCCAGCCUUCGCACACUGUGCCGGAUUCCCAAGAUGAAGUCCGAUUCAGACACUCCCUUCAGAGACUUAUCAGCAGGAUUUCUGGCAAAAUAUUUCCCUAGGAAGUGAUCAACAGA
Messenger RNA from Pristis pectinata (smalltooth sawfish), 1713 nucleotides. RefSeq names its product cytochrome c oxidase assembly protein COX18, mitochondrial. Gene Ontology annotation, molecular function: membrane insertase activity. The coding region runs from base 578 to 1705 and encodes 375 amino acids. Gene Ontology annotation, cellular component: mitochondrial inner membrane. The transcript has 7 exons. Gene Ontology annotation, biological process: mitochondrial respiratory chain complex IV assembly; protein insertion into mitochondrial inner membrane from matrix. The record is from RefSeq and is a predicted model, not a curated record. Lineage: Eukaryota; Metazoa; Chordata; Chondrichthyes; Rhinopristiformes; Pristidae.